Eremothecium gossypii ATCC 10895 is the source of this 1758-nucleotide messenger RNA. RefSeq names its product polyadenylate-binding protein (gene PAB1). The coding region runs from base 1 to 1758 and encodes 585 amino acids. NCBI's taxonomy places the organism in Eukaryota, Fungi, Ascomycota, Saccharomycetes, Saccharomycetales, Saccharomycetaceae. Gene Ontology annotation, molecular function: mRNA 3'-UTR binding; poly(A) binding; poly(U) RNA binding. The transcript has a single exon. The record is from RefSeq and is marked provisional. Gene Ontology annotation, cellular component: nucleus; cytosol; ribonucleoprotein complex.
AUGUCAGACAUUACGGAUAAGACCGCGGAGCAGCUAGAGCAGUUGAAGAUCGAGGAGCAGACCGCACCUACGACGACGGAGUCGGAGACGCCGAAGGUGGAGACCUCCGGCGCCUCAUUGUACGUCGGAGAGUUGGAGCCUACGGUGUCGGAGGCCUUGUUGUACGACAUCUUCUCGCCCAUCGGGUCGGUGUCGUCGAUCCGUGUGUGUCGUGAUGCGAUCACCAACACGUCGCUCGGGUACGCAUACGUGAACUUCCACGACCACGAGGCCGGCCCCAAGGCGAUCGAGCAGUUGAACUACACUUUGAUCAAGGGCAAGCCUUGCCGGAUCAUGUGGUCCCAGCGCGACCCCUCGCUCCGCAAGAAGGGCUCGGGCAACAUCUACAUCAAGAACUUGCACCCAGCUAUUGACAACAAGUCGCUCCACGAAACCUUUUCUACGUUCGGCAACAUCCUGUCGUGCAAGGUGGCCACUGACGAGAACGGAGUUUCGCGCGGCUUUGGCUUUGUGCACUUUGAGAACGAGUCAGAUGCUCGUGAUGCCAUCGAGGCCGUCGAUGGUAUGUUGAUGAACGACCAGGAGGUUUACGUUGCGUUGCACGUAUCCAAGAAGGACCGCCAGUCCAAGUUGGAGGAGGUUAAGGCAAAGUUCACCAACGUGUACGUGAAGAACAUCGACCAAGAGACCUCUCAGGAGGAGUUCGAGGAGCUCUUUGGCAAGUACGGUAAGAUCACCUCUGCUGUUCUGGAGAAGGACUCCGAGGGCAAGCUACGCGGCUUUGGUUUCGUCAACUUUGAGGACCACGCUGCGGCUGCCAAGGCUGUCGACGAGCUAAACGAGCUUGAGUUCAAGGGCCAGAAGCUAUACGUUGGAAGAGCACAGAAGAAGUACGAGCGCUUGCAGGAGCUCAAGAAGCAGUACGAGGCGGCUAGACUAGAGAAGCUUGCCAAGUACCAGGGUGUUAACUUGUUUGUCAAGAACUUGGACGACUCCAUCGACGAUGAGAAGUUGAAGGAGGAGUUUGCUCCAUUCGGUACCAUUACCUCUGCAAAGGUGAUGAGAGACGAGACCGGCAACUCUAGAGGCUUUGGCUUUGUCUGCUUCUCCACUCCAGAGGAGGCCACCAAGGCUAUCACUGAGAAGAACCAGCAGAUUGUCGCUGGCAAGCCUUUGUACGUUGCCAUUGCUCAAAGAAAGGAGGUCAGAAGAAACCAGUUGGCCCAGCAGAUCCAGGCCAGAAACCAGAUGCGCUUCCAGCACGCCAACGCUGCUGCUGCCGCCGCUGUUGCCGGGUUGCCAGGCCAGUUCAUGCCUCCUCCAAUGUACUACGGCGGCAUCCCUCCACGUGUGCCAUUCCAGGGUCCUAACCCUCAGAUGGCCGGCAUGCCAAAGAACGGCGCCAUGCCCCCACAACAGUUCGGCAGACCAGGCCCAAUGUACGGUGGGUUCGCGCCCCAGGGUCAGUUCCCACGGAACGGCCAGCAGCAGCAGUUCUACCAGCAGAAGCAGAGACAGGCGUUGGGCGAGCAAUUGUACCAGAAGGUUUUCGCUAAGACUCAGGACGAUGAGGCCGCCGGUAAGAUCACCGGCAUGAUUUUGGACCUACCACCACAGCAGGUCAUCCAAUUGCUCGAAAACGACGAGCUUUUGGAGCAGCACUUCCAGGAGGCCCAUGCUGCCUACCAGAAGUUCAAGGAGGACCAGGAGGCCCAGGCCGCCGCCGCCGCUGCCGCCGCCGCAGACGCCCGCGAAUGA